CUUUAUAUAUCGGCUGCCUUUGUGGAUUUGGGUGGUUCUCUGAAUUCACGAAGUUUGACUUUGGGAGUUAAAAAUGGCUGGAUCAGAUCGGGCUGCUCCAUGAACGAUAGACAGGAGCAUUAUUGCUUAAUGCAGAGCAAAGCUGGACGGCUAUUUGAAAAAACAAGAAGAAAUGGGUUUUCUGUCGUGGUUGUUUCCUUCUUCUCCAACAUGAUAACUUUUGGAGCUGCUGAAGGGCAUCUCAAAUGUGUUUAUUUAGUACCCAUUUGGUGGGAAAUGAAAUGGAUCAGACUGCAUUUGAGUAAUUUAAGAACUUAUGGCGUUGAAACAAGUAGCUAAUUAUUGAUGUGAAAUGGCCAUGGUGGGAGUGGGAGCAGUUGGAAUCUUGACAGCCUUGGAGCAUUGCUGGAGAAUCCUGAUGCAGAAACAGA
Messenger RNA from Linum tenue, 431 nucleotides. Lineage: Eukaryota; Viridiplantae; Streptophyta; Magnoliopsida; Malpighiales; Linaceae. The record is from the annotation of a GenBank genome assembly.